GAAAAAGAAAGAAAUUCUAGAAUAAUUUAUAAUAUUUUUAUUUAUAAUAAUAAUAAUAAUAAUAAUAAUAAUAAUAAUAAUAAUAAUAACAAUUUUGAAGUCGAUAUGCAUAAUUUUUAUAUUCAUUCAAAUCUUUCAAAGUUACGAUAUCACUAUUUCGCGAGUAUGCGUGCUGAUUGGUCGACAGUUUGAAUUGUAGUGUUCGUUAAACUUUACAUAUGUAACAUCAAAGUAACAUAAAAAAGUGUUUCGUGAAAGUUCAUUGGUGAAGCGAAAAAUAAACUACGUUUUGCAUAACAAUAAACGUCUGCACGAGUACACGAUAACGGCUCGUUUAUCUGUCUCACCUUUUUCUAUAAUAAGUUGAAUUUUUUUUUUUUUCGAUAAGUCGUUAUCAACGUGCGAACAUCAAUUAUAUUUAUCGCUUCUUAUCGAUUAAAUGAUCAGUAAUAACGAAUUUGAUCAAGAGUAUAAAACUUAAUGACAUUAACCGGCUUCUUUUGUGUGUAUGUGUGCUCUACAUUUGCUAGUUCAAGGUCUUUCGAUACCUUGAAUCGAUUGAAUUGUAUGUGAAAGAGAGAGAGAGAGAGAGAGAGAUAGAGAAGAGAGAUAUAUAACCAUUGCAAGAUAACGCGAACGCAGACGCGUCAAGUAUUCAGCAUUGAGAGAGAGAAAAAAAAGAGAGAUAAAAAGUCUCGACUGUAGUCUCGAUGAGGAAACAAAAAAAAGGAAGACCGUGAUGACUUCGUCCUCUUUGUCGACCACAAAUAGAUAUCCUAUUUUCAGCAUCUCUCUUUUGGUUUUUGCUCAGUUUCGUUUAUUAUUCGGUCAUCCCUUACAACAACCAACAACCAACAAAUAACAACAAUAACAUCAUCAAAAGGGGAUAUAUAGAAUAUGUCUAUAAAUUCAUCGAAACGUACGGGGAAAGAUAACCUCACGAAACCGGCAAUACAGUCUCAACUUGCCAGAUUAAAAAGAGAGGAAGAAGAAGAAUUAUGGAUAUCGGGAGAAGAACUUUGUACGGAAGGGAGUAGCGAUGAGGAAGAUAACAAAACAUCUUCUAAAUCAUUCUGUAGAACAAAUAAAAAUUAUGAUCCGCGUAAUUCAUUGGCCAGCGGUAGACAUCAUUGGAUUGUAUCGGAUAAUACAAAAGAAAUUUCCGAACGAUCGAACACCAAUUCCGAAGGAAAUACGAUAUCCUCGAUAGAGAUAAUAAAUUCAUUGAAAAUGGAUACAUCAAAUACACGAUCGAAUUCUUCGAUUGAUUUGGAAAUUAAUGACGUUUCAAUGGCAGACGAUACGUGUUCGGAUGUGAUACAAGAUGAGGAGGGACAAGGCCUUAAAGACUCUGAAAUAUCGUGGAAGGUUAACAGAGGUACCAUCAGGUUACUUAAUACAGGUGCAAACGCUGCUACCAUGGAACCCGAUAAUAAACCGUAACAAAUGGAUUUUUCAUCGGACAUAGUAUUUCUUAGAAUUUAAUCUUGUCAACAAUCUUUUAUGUAUUUUUCGUCAUCUUUUUUCCAUUUUAAUUACGACGAUAAUCUUCGUGUCGUCAUAGUUUUUAUGAAUGUAAUUCAAAUCUUUCCACCACGAUAAUAUCGUGACGUAGUCGUAGAGUCAUUUUCCUGAAUUUUGAUUGGACAGUUUAAUUUAGUACGGCUCAAUCAAAAUUUUUUUAAGGUCUUACGUCAUGAUUUUUAUUAUAUUUGGCUUCGUAUCGUUUCGUUUCUUAGUUUUUCUUUGUAAAUACAAAUAUUAGUUUUGAAUUUAUUACUGGUUCGAUAAUAGAUAGAUCGACGAAAGAAACUUGGCAAGAAGAUAUAACUGAAUUGAAAGAAUUAACGCCAUUAGGUUAUCGGCGAGAAUUUGAAUUUUUCACGUGUUUACAAGAAGGUCUUCAAAUUGAAGGUAAUAAAAAUUAUAUAGCAUUUAUUAAGAAUGUCUUUUGAAAUUUGGACGAUUCAUUGUAAGAUAAUCAUGAAAAUAACGGUAAAACAUAUCUGAAAAAUGAUCUUAAUAAAUGUGAUUUGAAAAACAUAAAUACGAUGAACGAGGAAUUAGAAAAACAAAUAUCGAAGGUAGAGAGUUUGGAUAUUGCUAUCAAAAAAUUUGAUAAUAAUGUAGAGGUAAAUAUAUUCUGCAAGUUCGAAUAUAUAUAUAUAUAUAUAUAUAUAUAUACAUAUAUACAUACAUAUAUAUAUAUAUACAUAUUAAAUGACGAUCGUGUCUAACUUAUUUACUUUAAUAAGUAAAUCAGAGAGAAAACAAAGUAUAUUUAAGAUGAUUCUUAACACAGAAAGAGAUGAAAGAAACUUUGUUAUGUCAAUAUAAAAAUCGUGAAAAAUUGAAAGAGAUAUUAGAGAAUGUACCACAUGAAACUGGAAAAUUAGCUGAAAAUACACAACAAUUUUUUAGUUUGUACAAUGAAUAUGCUGGCAUAUCCGGUAAUAAAUGAAUGAACAUUUACAUAUAAUAA
Messenger RNA from Vespa crabro (European hornet), 2482 nucleotides. RefSeq lists its product as uncharacterized. The record is from RefSeq and is a predicted model, not a curated record. NCBI's taxonomy places the organism in Eukaryota, Metazoa, Arthropoda, Insecta, Hymenoptera, Vespidae. The transcript is spliced from 3 exons. Bases 898 to 1443 code for a protein of 181 amino acids.